GAAACCACAUGACAUAACCUCAAAAUAAAAAAUGCUAAUUCGUUUUUUUUGCGUAAUGAUAUUUCCUUAAAUGAUAACGUAGUUUAUAUUGAAGAAACACGUGUUAUAUUACAAUAAACUGAUAACCUUAACAAAAACGAAAAGGUUAGAAAAUGUCCACAAUAAGUAAAUUCGAAGACCGAAAAAUGGGAAGGGGCCGAGUAUCGUCGGGUUUAACCCACGAAUGCGGCGUGUUUGGAUUAGUAACAACGGGAGAUGAAGAAUCCCUCGAAGUCUCGCAAUUAUUACUUUUCGGCCUCGAAGCGCUCCAACACCGAGGCCAAGAAUCAACGGGAAUCGUUACGAGCGAUGGAAAAGUGUUUCAUACGCAUAAAGGGAUGGGGUUGGUUCGAAACGUUUAUAACGCGGAAAAUGUCAGGAAAUUAACGGGUUAUUUAGGGAUUGGACAUACCCGAUACUCAACAGCCGCUGCAUCAGAACAAGUUAAUUGCCAACCUUUCGUGGUACACUCAAUGCAUGGUUUAUUAGCGGUCGCUCAUAAUGGGGAAUUAGUUAAUGCAGCAAGUUUAAGAAAAAUGGUACUUCAAAGAGGUGUUGGGUUAUCAACGAGUUCUGAUAGCGAAUUAAUAACGCAAGCUUUAUGUUUAAAUCCUCCGGAAGGUGAAGUAAACGGCCCCGAUUGGCCGGCGAGGAUAAAACAUUUAAUGCAAUUAGCCCCGUUAAGUUACUCUUUGGUGAUUAUGUUGAAAGAUCGAAUUUACGCCGUAAGAGAUCCCUAUGGGAAUAGACCGCUGUGUUUGGGGAGAUACCCAGCACCUGAAGUAUUGAAUGGGUGUUCGCCGGAAGGGGGUGCAACCGGUUGGGCCGUUGCGUCCGAAUCAUGCGCUUUUUUAUCGUACAUUCAAUACGAACGUGAGGUAUUUCCUGGGGAAAUCAUCGAAAUGAGAUCUUCGGGCGUUCGAACGGUCGAAAUUGUUGGACGUCCCAAUAAGAAUAAGCAAGCUUUUUGCAUUUUUGAGUACGUUUAUUUCGCACGCCCCAACAGCGUCUUUGAGGGGCAAGAGGUUUAUAAGGUUCGGAUGCAAUGCGGGAAACAAUUAGCUUUGGAGCACCCCGUUGAGGCGGAUUUAGUUGGAUCAGUUCCCGAAUCGGGAAACGCGGCCGCUUAUGGAUAUUCAAAACAAUCAAAAAUUCCUUUUGGCGAAUUAUUAACUAAAAAUACUUAUGUUGGGAGGACUUUUAUUCAGCCGAAUAACCGUUUGAGGCAAUUAAACGUUUCUUUAAAAUUUUGCCCUAUUAGUGCUAAUGUAAAGGAUAAAAGGGUCAUUUUAAUCGAUGAUUCAAUCGUUCGGGGUAACACAAUUGGCCCCAUUAUUAAGUUGCUUCGAAAAGCGGGGGCUAAGGAGGUUCAUAUUCGAGUUGCAAGCCCUCCUUUACGAUUUCCUUGUUACAUGGGGAUUAAUAUUCCAACUCGGCAAGAAUUAAUAGCGAAUACGCAUGAGUCUAAGGAUUUAUCAGUACAAGUUGGGGCGGAUAGUUUGCAUUAUUUAAGCGUUGAUGGGCUUGUUAAGGCGGUCCAGCAAGACAUAAAGGAUUCCUCCCCGGAUAUUGGGCACUGCACGGCGUGCUUGACUGGAAAUUAUCCUGGUGGGGUCCCCGAUGAAAUCGAUUGGUGAUGAAGAGAUUUGUUAGGUUAGAAUUUUAGAGUUUGUUUCUUUUGCAUUUUUUUCCCGUUUGGUGUAAAUGAGACGAUUUUUUCUCGAAUUAUCAGUAUUUAGGACUAAAUUGGAAGCUAAAACGACCAAUAAAACAUAAUAAUUAAUAAAAUUCCCCACAAAAUAAAGUUUGUAAAAAUAAA
Molecule: messenger RNA, 1858 nt
Organism: Onthophagus taurus
Lineage: Eukaryota; Metazoa; Arthropoda; Insecta; Coleoptera; Scarabaeidae
Product: amidophosphoribosyltransferase-like
Biological process (GO): purine nucleobase biosynthetic process
Molecular function (GO): amidophosphoribosyltransferase activity
Source: RefSeq, a predicted model, not a curated record